Molecule: messenger RNA, 4394 nt
Organism: Podarcis muralis (Common wall lizard)
Lineage: Eukaryota; Metazoa; Chordata; Lepidosauria; Squamata; Lacertidae
Gene: PSEN2
Product: presenilin 2
Biological process (GO): membrane protein ectodomain proteolysis; calcium ion homeostasis; amyloid-beta formation
Cellular component (GO): membrane; gamma-secretase complex
Molecular function (GO): aspartic endopeptidase activity, intramembrane cleaving
Source: RefSeq, a predicted model, not a curated record
GAACGCGCCGGAGCCAAUCAGGAGCGGAAGAGCCGUCCGAGGGGUUAAGGAGCCGGGCGGCCAGGUGAAGAAGUCCUGGAACUCGUGGCUUCGGGUCGCGGCAGAAUCUGGCCGGCCGGACGGCGCGACCCAGCCAGAGCACUGCAAGGUUCUCUGUGAAGGAGGAAGCAUGAUCACCUUCAUGAACAACUCAGACAGCGAGGAGGAACCCUGCAACGAGAGAACGUCCUUGAUGUCGGCUGAGAGCCCCCUUCUGCCUUCUUACCAAGAUGACACACAAACACCAGAAGCGGGAGAAACACUCACGCACAGGAAAGGGCGCCCUGGCAGCAGCGGGAGCUCCAACAAAACGGCUGAUGGAAACACGGCCGACACGGAAAGAAUAGCCAGAGUGCUUGCUGCCGUGGAUAGCGAGGAGGAAGAGCUGACCUUGAAAUAUGGAGCGAAACAUGUGAUCAUGCUGUUUGUGCCUGUCACGUUGUGCAUGGUUGUGGUCGUUGCAACCAUAAAGUCGGUGCGGUUUUACACCGAGAAGAAUGGACAGCUGAUUUAUACCCCAUUUACGGAAGACACGCCCAAUGUGGGCCAGCGUCUCUUGAACUCUGUGCUGAAUACCAUAAUCAUGAUCAGUGUCAUAGUAGUAAUGACGAUCUUCUUGGUUCUGUUAUACAAGUACCGUUGUUACAAGUUCAUUCAUGGCUGGCUCAUUCUCUCAUCUCUGAUGCUGCUGUUCCUUUUCACCUACAUCUACCUUGGUGAAGUGCUAAAGACCUACAAUGUGGCCAUGGAUUAUCCCACCCUGUUCUUCUUCAUUUGGAAUUUUGGAGCUGUUGGGAUGAUUUGCAUCCAUUGGAAGGGGCCCUUGCACCUCCAGCAAGCCUAUCUCAUCAUGAUCAGUGCCUUGAUGGCUUUAGUCUUCAUUAAGUAUCUGCCUGAGUGGUCAGCCUGGGUCAUUCUGGGAGGCAUAUCGGUUUACGACUUGGUGGCUGUCUUGUGCCCAAAGGGGCCGCUCAGGAUGUUAGUGGAAACAGCGCAAGAGAGAAAUGAGCCCAUAUUUCCGGCACUUAUUUAUUCGUCUACUAUGAUGUGGACUGUGGGAAUGGCAAAACAAGACAAUGCACGAAGGAGGUCUUCUGAAGAGACAUGGGAUCAAGCAGAAGGAGCACAGAACCAUGAUGAUGGUUGUUACACUGAGCCAGCCGUUCCUGACAUGAGAAAUUCAAGAACAGACCAUCCAAUCGAUCCUCCCUUAGAGGAAGAGGAAAGAGGCGUCAAACUGGGCCUUGGGGACUUCAUAUUCUACAGUGUACUUGUGGGCAAAGCAGCCGCCACUGCUAGCGGUGACUGGAAUACAACUCUGGCUUGUUUCGUAGCCAUCCUCAUAGGCCUGUGUUUAACUCUUUUGCUGCUGGCAGUAUUCAAGAAAGCGUUACCUGCCCUUCCCAUCUCCAUCACCUUUGGCUUGAUCUUCUACUUCUCAACAGAUUACCUUGUGCAGCCUUUCAUGGACACCCUUGCAGCCCACCAGCUAUAUAUUUGAAAAAAGCAAACAAAGCAGUGGUGAUCUUCUCUGGAGUCUUUGCUGUGCAACAGGACAUUUUCCAAUAGAUAUGGUUUUUACACUUAGUGCCAUAUAUUUUUCAGGAAUCCCAGUAACAACACGUGUGCGAGUCUCUCCUGAGACUCAGUAGCCAGGUCCUUCGGUUUCUGAUGUGAACAAUUUGACUGGGAGCAGGACGCAUGCAGCCUGAUCCUACCUGUGUUUACUACUGAUCUCAGUUGGACUUGCUCCCAAGUCAGCUUGCAUAGCAUCACAGUCCCGAUAACCCUGAGACGCCUGGCCUCCUGCUUUAGUUUAGCGUGUAAAUGAAUGUGAAAAUGCAUUGGUUAUAUUAGCCCAAGGUGAAACAAAAUUCCUCUCCCAGGAGGUGAGCAGAUGAUGAAUGUGAGAUUCCAGUGCGCCAGAGAUGUUGCAAUCGUAGCGAAGAAUAAUCAUGGUUUCGAUGUACUGCUGCACCAGCAUGCUUUCACUGGUGUAACAGGGCCUCUUGUUUCCUCUACCCCCACCAGGUAUCUCCAAAAUCUGCGCCAGCCCUCCACAGCUGAUUUUGAGGGUGAGCUGGGGUGGUCUGGAUGGAACAGGAAGUUCAGUUUCAUAAGCCCCAUGCCCCUACAGAGCUGCAGCCCCAUAAUAAUAGUACAGUAUGCUUUAAAAAAAUACUACAAAGCAUCUAAAUGGAAUAAAUGAGAGGGUAUUUUUUUCUAAAAGGGUAUUGGUUAUAUUAGCCCACGGUGAGAAAAAUAAUUCAUCGGCUAGGAAGUGAGUAGUUGGUGAAUUUAAGAUUCCUGUUUACACUACUAAUUUGCAAAAAAAAAAGAAAAAGAAUAAUUAUAAUGGUGGUAGUUGUGCAGCACACUUUUUUUUUAUAAGUCUGUGAAAAUGAUCCUUUAAAAUAGGCAUACAGCUAAAGUGCAGGGGUUGUGUGGAGGCAAAACUGCACAUGAUUAAUAUGUAGCAGGUUUUCAAAUCUCUGUUUUUUCUUCAAGUGCAGCCGUGGGGGUUGGAGGCCCAACUAGAAUUGUGAGAGAGGGAAGGUUUAUCCUUUCCCUCCCAAGCCAUUAUCAUGACAAAAUUCAAGGGCUCCAUAAGGCUUAAGAAAAUAAUCCCAUUGGCACCAAUGGGACCUCCUCUUCCUCCUCCUGUUUUAUGCUAACCCUCCCAGCUGUGCCAGGGUUGUUUCAUGGAUUUGUUAGCAAAAACAUAUGUGCCGCUUUAUUGUAAUAAAAGCUCUGAGUGGUUUACAGGAAAUAUUAAGAUGACCAGUGGAAAGCAUUUAGAAAUAAUUAAGACGAACUGUAAAAAGAGAUUAAAACAAAUCAACAUCUACAUGUUGAGAUAGACUUGCCUAAACAAAAGAAGUUUUAAGCAUGAAAAAGAGUGCAGCAAAUGCACCUGCCUGAUGUCAACAGGCAGGGAGUUCCAAAGUUGUUGUGUGAUACUCAAAUAGCAGUUUUUUUACAGCUGUGAUGACUGUAGCAGUGCAGAGUCCAUAGAGUGAAGUGGUCGAAUGGGCACAUACAGGGUGAAGUGAUUGUAUUAGUAAACUGGCCCCAAGCCAUUAAGGGCUUCAUAUACCAGUAGUUAGACCUUGAACUUGGCCUGGUGAAAAGGCCCUCCCCAGCAGUGACUUUUUCAGGAAAGUCAUUGCUGGGGAGGGAAAGGAGAAAUCUAAUAGCCCCACUUCUCAUGCUACCACCCCAAUAAUUGUUGGGACUCCCACACACCUGUCACUAAAGAAAAGCCAGAGACUCCAUUCAGUGUAAUGUGUAGUUUAGCCCCAGGAAUGAAGCAAGGGCACAGGGCUUCUUCAGCUUUGCCACCAAAGCCCUUCCAAGGGAAGGAAGGAAGUAGACCUUCAAAUAUAACGACCUGCUUGCAUGGGAGUUUCCCCACACUCUGGAUUGUACACUGCAGGAAGUGCAGGAAGCAAGAAGCACAAUAGAUGUUUGGCCUGUCUUGCCCUCUUCUCAACUGAGCUGCCCGGGGAAUUGGUGCUGGCCGGGAUGGGGCUGCCACCCAGAUGUGCAGAGCACAUAAGUGUGGUCACACAGACACACACACACACACACACACAAAAUCAACAUCUUUGUAAGACCCAAUGGUUUUUGUAGCACUGGUCAAUGUGAGCAAGCGAAUCAAAAAUAAAAAUUGAGCUGUAGGGCCUUCAGUGGCAAUGGGGAGCCCGUGGCCCUCCAAAUAUUGUUGGGGUGCCAGCUCCCAUCAUUCCUAACCAUUGGCCAAGCUGGUUGGGGCUGAUAGGAACUAGGAGUCCAUUCAAUAUCUGGAGGGGACCACCAGUUCCCCAUACAGCAUACUUUUAGAGCCUCUAGCAGAGGGCCCAACUUUAAGUGGAGGCAAGUUGUAAAUAACAGGGGGGUUAGUUGCCCUGUUGUUUCCCUCGUACUUGAAUUGGCAAUCAGGCCAAAAAGCAGCCCACAUACAGCCUCUUGCUUUGCACUGUUCAGGAAUGAUUUGGGGAGAAGCCAUUGAUUGAGCCAACUUCUUUCGGCUGUGUGGGGUGUGUGUUAAAUGACUAACUUGGAAAUGCUAUGAAAAUAUUUAAUGUAAGAGUGAACUGUUUGGGGGAUAAUGUUUGUAUCAAAAUACAGGGAUGAGAUUUGAAUCUGGUGUGCACAUUAAUCUAAAUGAGAAACAGUUGGUGCUCAAAAUAUUCAAGACUUUUGCCCCGCAAAUAGUUUACUUCUAACUUGGACUUCCUCCCAGGGACAUUGGUUGUUUUAAGGUUUUGGUUUUUAUUUUAAAUCUGAUCUGCUUUGCUUCCAAAUAUCCCCUUCUAAGAACAACGCUACUUACGUGAUUUAUCUGCCUAAGC